AUGGAUUCUCUCCCUCCUUCAAUGCUUCAUAAGAUUCUCUCUACGGUAGCAACGAUGAAUAUCCGGGAUUUUGGUUCUGCAAGGAUUGCUUUUCCCGGGUUCAACGAAGUUGGAAGAGAAGAUCACUUCUACAGAUCGGCCAAUCUCAUUUACCUGAAUGACUGGGUAGACGAGGUCAGUGAUGUUCGAACAUUCAGGCUUAAAUGCUACCGUUCGGGUAAUCCAGAGGCCAUAUACUUGAGAGGUAUGUAUGAGUUCUUCAUCCUCUAUUUAGUUGAUGAAGGAUGGGAAAAAAUCCAUCUUGCUGGUGAGAGAGGAUGCGAGUUGGCCCAGUAUGUUGAUGGAAUGAUGAACUUAGCCUUUAGCGUUGAUCAGAGGGGAAUUGUUCACAACUACCCUGCCUUUACUCGUCAACAUGUUGAUAAGAUGUUUCAAAUCAUCUAUAGUUGGCAACUCUCAGGCCAUUGGGAUUACGAUAAACCUGGCAUGUUUCUAUCUAUGGCUGAAAGGAUAGAUCCUAAUGUGCCAUGUGAUUGCUGGUGUUCCCACAUAGACCCUCCAGAGUUUGAAGUCUCCCUAGAUGGAUCACGAUCACGGUGGAAAUGCGAUCGUUGUUUCUGGAAUUGUGCAGCGUAUGACUUCUGCUUCCAAAUACACUUGACUGCUCGCACAUGGCGAAUUGUAAAGUUAGUUUUAUAA
Molecule: messenger RNA, 699 nt
Organism: Brassica rapa (field mustard)
Lineage: Eukaryota; Viridiplantae; Streptophyta; Magnoliopsida; Brassicales; Brassicaceae
Source: RefSeq, a predicted model, not a curated record